AUGCACGCGUCCACGGACGAGAUUUUUCUGAUCACAGCCUACACCAUUGUGGUCUUAAUUGGAAUCUGCGGCAACUCACUGGUCAUAGAAGUGGUCCGAAAAAAGCGCUCUAUGCAUACAACCAUGAAUUUCUUGCUAGUCAAUCUCGCCAUUGCGGACCUGUUGACUCUUCUCUGGUGUUUACCCGGGACGAUUCUCUCCUACACCGCACAGCCGAGCGGGCAGCUAGGAACUUUCCUUUGCAAAUUCAUUACAACGCAUAGCAUCGCUGGCAUUGGUAUGAUCGUAUCUGGAUUGACGUUAACCUUAAUCUCUGUAGAGCGGUACAAGGCACUCGUGACUCCAAUGGAAACGCGUUUUCGGCUCAGCAAAGGAAACGUCCUUUACGCCAUUGUGUGCAUUUGGGUUUUCGCCGUUGUUUACGUUUGUCCGCUGUUCGUUUUCGAGACGUACGACGAGGAAACAAAGGGAUGUGUUACCCUGUGGCCUGCGAAAGCCAGCGCCUACUGGAUCAUACUCGCUGUGAUAGUAAUAACAGCGUUUGUUACGAUGUUUGUGUGUUAUUUCAGCAUAAUCAAAGGUCUGUAUUUCACCAACACGAUUUGUUCGUCUAACGCGAACGCCGGUGGAGAAAACGAUGCAAUCGUCAAGCGAAAAAUCGUCAAGAUGUUGCUAAUUGUCACAAUCGCGUUCGUGUUUUGCUUUUUUCCAUACUCGAUCGCCACAGCUACAAACAUUGCGCAGACCAGCGCGUUUUAUAAGAUCUCGUAUUUUCUGGUUUAUUGUAGUUGCAGUUUAAACCCUAUAACUUAUGCCUUGGGAAGCGCAAAUUACCGUACUGCCUUCAAGGAGGUUUUAAACGAGUUCCGGUUCUGUCACUUCUAUUUUGGAGGCAUGUCUGAAAGCGAUGCUCUCUAA
Messenger RNA from Orbicella faveolata, 918 nucleotides. RefSeq names its product neuropeptide Y receptor type 2-like. Gene Ontology annotation, biological process: G protein-coupled receptor signaling pathway. The record is from RefSeq and is a predicted model, not a curated record. Gene Ontology annotation, molecular function: G protein-coupled receptor activity. Lineage: Eukaryota; Metazoa; Cnidaria; Anthozoa; Scleractinia; Merulinidae. Gene Ontology annotation, cellular component: membrane.